AUGGCAGAUGACUUGCGAAGGAAAUUGAUCCUAAGGCAGAUGGGUUGUGCAAGUGGUGUUGUAGAGAAAGCGCACUCCCCGGAAGCCGAUGAACGCCAAGAUACCGUCGGUGAUUUACCAUUCAAUGGCAGAAGGGUAGAUCAGAGCUCAAGAAACGCGCAUGAACUUGGAACAAAUGAAGGACCUGUGGAUUUGAAUACAAGCUGGAAAGAAUUUUUCAGCGAAAAUGAAGAUUUCGUAAUUGAACAGCGAAAUUUCACUUUUAAUACAUAUUACAAUUUACCAGCAUCUCUAAAGAUUGGUGCUACAGUUCCGGUCUUUUUAUUUCACCAUGGUGCUGGCUCUUCAGGUCUUUCAUUUGCCACUUUGUCGAAGGCUCUGUAUGAAAAAAUGGAUAAAGCCUGCGUUACAUUUGCAUUUGAUGCAAGAGCUCAUGGCAAGACAAGGCCGAUUGAUACCCGAAAAGAGGUCACUUACGAUCUAAAUACGUUUGUUGAGGACUUUGUCGCUGUGGUAGAGUAUUUUCACCAUAACAGGCUGUUAAGGCUUGCUAAAGCCAAAUAUUCAUUCGUCUUCGUUGGACACUCAUUGGGAGGCAGCAUAUGUACAUCGUCGUAUACAUUUUUUCCAGAAAUAUUACGAAAGGAUGCUUUGGGGGUUGUUAUGUUAGAUAUUGUGGAAGAAGGCGCUAUUUUAGCCCUGAAAAAUGUUAAUCACUUCUUGCAAAAAACCCCAAACAUAUUCAAGAACUAUCAAGAUGCAAUCGAUUGGCAUGUUCAAAAUGGACUAUCUAGGUACAGAAAUAGUGCUGAAAUUGCCAUUCCCUCAUUAUUUAGGUUGACUAAGUCUCACAAAGUGCAAAGAAUCACAAACUUGAGAGAUUUCGAACCAUUCUGGAAUACUUGGUUCGAAGGUCUAUCUCACAAAUUUGUUAUGCUCCCUUGUAGUAGACUUUUGUUGCUCGCUGGGAAUGAAAAUUUGGAUAAAGAGCUCAUUAUAGGUCAAAUGCAAGGAAGGUAUCAACUGGUGGUGUUUCAUGAAUCCGGUCACUUCAUUCAAGAAGACACCCCGGUUAAAACAGCUUUAACUCUGCAUGACUUUUACAUUCGCAAUUCUUUUAAAAAUGUGACGAUUAAGUCCAAUUGGGGUUCACAAAAGUGA
This is a messenger RNA of Zygotorulaspora mrakii, 1161 nucleotides long. It is a transcript of the gene PPE1, whose product is annotated as phosphoprotein phosphatase methylesterase 1. The transcript has a single exon. The record is from RefSeq and is a predicted model, not a curated record. NCBI's taxonomy places the organism in Eukaryota, Fungi, Ascomycota, Saccharomycetes, Saccharomycetales, Saccharomycetaceae. Bases 1 to 1161 code for a protein of 386 amino acids. Gene Ontology annotation, molecular function: protein methylesterase activity. Gene Ontology annotation, biological process: protein demethylation.